Molecule: messenger RNA, 1830 nt
Organism: Penicillium diatomitis
Lineage: Eukaryota; Fungi; Ascomycota; Eurotiomycetes; Eurotiales; Aspergillaceae
Gene: atg15
Product: triglyceride lipase ATG15
Exons: 2
Coding region: 1-1830 (609 amino acids)
Biological process (GO): macroautophagy; neutral lipid catabolic process; multivesicular body membrane disassembly
Molecular function (GO): glycerophospholipase activity
Source: RefSeq, a predicted model, not a curated record
AUGGCUCGUCUUCAACACUCUCGAGCUCGUCGAAAGAGCAUGUUGAACAUGUGGUCUGUGUUUGUAUCAGCAGUUAUACUACCGCAGGCUGUCCAGUCUUACGAGAACUUGCCUGCUGUACAGCUCCCAGUUCUUCCGCCACCGGCGGCGCCCUUGGACCAGCCGGCUUUAUCGGCCGAACCAUAUCAGUUUUCUCUGCGGCAUAUAUUCCACCGAGGGAUACACCAGCAUCCCGAUCUAUACGCAAGAGUAGAUAUUGAACCGGAUACUCGUCUUGCUUUACUAUCUGAAGAUGGCGCUAGCGCAGAGUCUCCCAUUGACGAAGGACCCUUGACAGCGUCUUCGAACCCUAUCACGAUACAGCGCCUGGCAGAUCGACGAGUAUCUGUGAUUCAGGGACAUCUCAGUGCUGCGAAAUACUCUGGUGUCGCAAUAGCAUCAUCGCCAUCAGAUUGGGUGAUGGAUACAGUUCCGGGGCCUAAUGUCACUGACAAGCAUACAGUCAUGACAUUUGCGCGAAUGACGGCAAAUGAUUACAUUGAAGUCCCUGGGACAGAGGACUGGCAGAAUAUCAAUGGCCCAUUCAAUUAUUCGAACAGUUUCGGGUGGAAACUCGAUGGUCUUCGUGGCCAUAUUUAUGCCGAUCAAACCAACAGUACGAUUGUCGUAUCUUUGAAAGGGACAUCUCCUGCGCUCUUCGAUGGAGCCGGAACGACUACCAAUGACAAAGUCAACGACAAUCUCUUCUUCAGUUGUUGUUGUGGUCAAGGUGGCUCAUAUCUAUGGCGACAGGUCUGUGACUGUCAGACUGCCACUUACACCGCCAACCUGACUUGCAUAGUCGAGGCCAUGAAUGAUGAGAACAAGUACUAUAAAGCAGCCAUCGAACUCUAUUCCAAUGUCACCGAGAUUUACCCCGAGGCCAAGGUGUGGCUGACAGGCCACUCCCUUGGUGGUGCCAUGGCCAGUCUCUUAGGGCUGACGUUCGGUCUUCCAACGGUCACGUUUGAGGCCGUUCCGGAGGCGCUACCUGCGGCUCGCUUGGGUAUACCAAGUCCCCCCGGGCAUGACUCCCGGUUGCCCCAGAAGCGAAGCUUCACAGGAGCAUACCACUUCGGACAUACAGCCGAUCCGGUGUACAUGGGAACCUGCAAUGGUAUUAAUUCGCUCUGUACUUGGGGAGGCUAUGCGAUGGAAUCUGCCUGUCAUACUGGCCAAAUGUGCACGUACGAUACCGUUGCUGAUAAAGGUUGGCGUGUGGGUCUAGGAACUCACAAAAUCAGAAACGUCAUUCGAGAUGUGAUCAAGGCAUAUGACGCCGUGCCACCUUGCGCGGCUGAGGAGGAAUGUUAUGACUGUGUCCUGUGGAAGUUCUUCAAGAGCAACGGGUCUGAGAUUACUACAACCACCACCAAGACAACGGCCACUCCGACUCUCACAAGGACUGCCACUUGCAAAACCCCAGGCUGGUGGGGCUGUCUUGACGACUCGACCACCGCCACUGCUACUACGUCGAUCACCACCACCACUUCUGCACCCACUACUACAACAACUACGACUACGUGCAAGACGCCGGGGUGGUUUGGCUGCAAUGACCCAACAACUACAACUGCGUCUAUGUCUCCUACAUCCAGCUCGUUGACCACAACAUGCCAUACCCCUGGCUGGUUUGGAUGCAAAGACCCCACUACUAUGGACAGCCCCAUGGUGACGCCGGCGCCUACCAUGACGGCGUCGCCCUCGUCAUUAAGUAGCAGCUCCAUGACUUGUCACAGCCCCGGAUGGUUCGGGUGUCGAGAUCCGGUAUCCGCAACAACAACUACCACUUGA